CCUGCGGCUGUGUGUGACCAGCCUGGAGGCUCUGGGCCACCGCGGACUCCCGGAGUUGAGCGGAGGAUGCCCGAGCCACACAGAGAGGCCACACGGGACUGAGAGCGGGGACGAACGGCGACCCUGUAGCAGCAGAACCCCAGACUAGAGGCUCGGUUGCCUCUGGCGUGUGGUGGGAUCUGCAGGCCGCCGAGCCCCAGCGCUACGCGGGACCCGCCGGCCUCGCGCUGUCGGAAGGCUCUGCGUGGCCUGGCACUCGAGCUCCGCCAGCAAGGGAUCCCUGCGUGGGAGCCUCCGCACCGCUCAGGAGUCAACUGUUGAGAUUAGAAACGAGGUGGGAUGAGGAGCCGGAGUAAUUCGGGGGUCCGCCUGGAUGGCUAUGCUCGGCUCGUGCAUCAGACCAUCCUGUGCCACCAGAAUCCAGUGACCGGCUUGCUUCCAGCCAGUUAUGAUCAGAAAGAUGCUUGGGUCCGAGAUAAUGUGUAUAGCAUCUUAGCUGUGUGGGGUUUGGGCCUGGCCUAUAGGAAGAAUGCAGAUCGAGAUGAAGAUAAGGCAAAGGCCUAUGAACUUGAGCAGAGUGUAGUGAAGUUAAUGAGGGGACUGCUGCAAUGCAUGAUCAGACAGGUGGAUAAAGUAGAGUCCUUUAAGUAUAGUCAAAGUACUAAGGAUAGUCUCCAUGCCAAGUACAACACCAAAACCUGUGCCACUGUAGUAGGUGAUGACCAGUGGGGUCACCUGCAGUUAGAUGCUACCUCUUUGUACCUGCUCUUCUUAGCACAAAUGACUGCCUCAGGACUGCAUAUCAUUCAUAGCCUUGAUGAAGUCAAUUUCAUACAGAACCUUGUGUUUUACAUUGAAGCUGCAUAUAAAACUGCUGACUUCGGUAUAUGGGAACGUGGAGACAAGACCAAUCAAGGGAUCUCAGAAUUGAAUGCCAGUUCAGUUGGAAUGGCAAAGGCAGCCUUGGAAGCACUAGAUGAAUUGGACCUUUUUGGUGUGAAAGGUGGGCCCCAAUCAGUUGUCCAUGUCCUUGCUGAUGAAGUCCAACACUGCCAGUCUAUCUUGAAUUCACUCCUACCCCGGGCUUCAACAUCCAAAGAGGUUGAUGCUAGUCUACUCUCAGUGGUCUCUUUCCCAGCCUUUGCUGUUGAGGACAGUCAGUUGGUGGAGCUCACAAAACAAGAAAUAAUCACCAAGCUUCAGGGUCGUUACGGCUGUUGUCGUUUUUUACGAGAUGGAUAUAAAACUCCUAAAGAGGAUCCCAAUCGUCUGUAUUAUGAACCAGCUGAGCUGAAACUAUUUGAAAACAUUGAGUGUGAAUGGCCAUUGUUCUGGACCUACUUUAUCCUUGAUGGGAUCUUCAGUGGCAACAUAGAACAGGUUCAAGAAUAUAGAGAAGCUCUUGAUGCAGUCCUCAUCAAAGGCAAAAAUGGAGUCCCACUUCUUCCAGAACUAUACAGUGUUCCUCCUGACAGAGUUGAUGAAGAAUAUCAAAAUCCUCACACCGUGGACCGGGUGCCUAUGGGGAAAUUGCCUCACAUGUGGGGUCAGUCUCUCUACAUUUUGGGAAGCUUGAUGGCAGAGGGAUUUCUAGCUCCUGGAGAAAUUGAUCCCCUAAAUCGUAGGUUUUCCACUGUACCAAAACCGGAUGUUGUGGUUCAAGUCUCCAUUUUAGCUGAAACGGAAGACAUCAAGGCCAUUUUGAAGAACAAUGGAAUUGAUGUGGAGACCAUUGCUGAGGUGUACCCCAUCAGAGUACAACCCGCUCGUAUUCUCAGCCACAUUUAUUCUAGUCUAGGCUGCAACAGUAAAAUGAAACUCAGUGGACGACCUUACAGACUUAUGGGAGUGCUUGGAACAUCAAAACUGUAUGACAUUCGGAAAACUGUCUUUACUUUCACUCCACAGUUUAUAGACCAGCAACAGUUCUACUUGGCUCUGGACAAUAAAAUGAUAGUGGAAAUGCUCAGAACUGACCUCUCCUACCUUUGUAGCCGUUGGAGAAUGACAGGCCAGCCCACCAUCACCUUCCCUAUCUCACACACCAUGCUUGAUGAAGAUGGAACCAGCUUGAAUUCAAGUAUCCUGGCAGCACUCCGCAAAAUGCAAGAUGGCUAUUUUGGUGGGGCAAGGAUUCAAACAGGUAAAUUGUCAGAGUUUUUGACAACAUCUUGCUGCACACACUUAAGCUUCAUGGACCCUGGUCAUGAGGGUAAGCUGUACAAUGAAGAUUAUGAUGAGGACUAUGAUGAGAUAGAAUCUGGCAACUGGAUGGAUGGCUAUGAUACAAGCAGUAAUGCUCGCUGUGGUGAUGAAGUUGCUCGUUACUUAGAUCACCUCUUGGCACACACUGUUCCCCAUCCUAAACUAGCUCCUACCUCACGGAAAGUAGGGCUAGAUCGCUUCCGAACUGCUGUACAAACAACCUGCGAUUUAAUGUCCUUGGUGACCAAGGCCAAGGAGCUGCAUGUACAGAAUGUUCACAUGUAUCUUCCUACGAAGUUAUUUCAGCCUUCUCGGCCUCCACUCAACUUACUUGACUCACCUCAGUCUCCACAGGAUGACCAGGUGCCUUCUGUCCGUGUAGAAAUACAUGUUCCCAGAGACCAGUCUGGAGAAGUGGACUUCCAAGCACUGGUUUCACAGUUGAAGGAGACCUCAAGCUUACAGGAACAAGCUGAUAUACUCUGUAUGUUGUAUACAAUGAAAGGACCUGACUGGGACACUGAGUUGUAUGAAGACAGGAGUGCUACAGUAAGAGAGCUUCUUAGUGAACUGUAUGGCAAAGUUGGAGAACUCCGUCACUGGGGUCUGAUCCGAUACAUCUCUGGGAUCUUAAGGAAGAAGGUGGAGGCACUAGAUGAGGCCUGUACAGAUCUUCUUUCCUACCAGAAGCAUCUAACAGUCGGACUUCCCCCAGAACCUCGAGAGAAGACCAUCUCUGCACCUUUACCUUAUGAGACCCUCACUCAGCUGAUAGACGAAGCCAGUGAAGGAGACAUGAACAUUUCAAUCCUUACACAGGAAAUAAUGGUAUAUUUAGCAAUGUAUAUGAGAACCCAGCCUGCCCUCUUUGCUGAAAUGUUUCGUCUUCGAAUUGGUCUGAUCAUACAAGUUAUGGCAACUGAACUGGCCCACUCCCUUCGAUGUUCAGCUGAAGAAGCCACGGAGGGUCUGAUGAAUCUCAGUCCUUCAGCCAUGAAGAACCUCCUGCAUCACAUUCUCAGUGGCAAGGAGUUCGGAGUGGAACGAAGCGUUCGUCCCACUGAUUCAAAUGUGAGUCCUGCUAUUUCUAUCCAUGAGGUUGGUGCUGUUGGAGCAACAAAAACAGAACGAGCUGGGAUCAUGAAGUUAAAAAGUGAAAUAAAACAGGUGGAAUUUCGUAGACUGUCUAUCUCAACUGAGAGUCAGUCCAAUGGUGGCCAUCCCUCGGGUAUAGAUUUGAUGUCACCAUCAUUUCUGUCUCCUGCAACCUGUAUUGCUGCAAGUAGUGGAGUCUUGCCUAGUGCAUGUGGCCAGCAGGCAUCUAGAGAUAGUCGUCAAGGUCAGUGGCAACGCCGGAGAAGGCUGGAUGGAGCACUAAAUAGAGUCCCAAUUGGGUUUUAUCAAAAAGUAUGGAAAGUCUUGCAAAAGUGUCAUGGACUUUCUGUAGAAGGUUUUGUUCUUCCUUCUUCAACCACUAGGGAGAUGACUCCAGGAGAGAUUAAAUUCUCUGUGCAUGUGGAGUCUGUCCUGAAUCGUGUGCCUCAGCCUGAGUACCGACAGCUUCUGGUUGAAGCCAUCCUGGUUCUCACUAUGCUGGCAGAUAUUGAAAUUCAUAGCAUUGGAAGCAUCAUUGCUGUGGAGAAAAUUGUGCAUAUUGCUAAUGAUCUGUUUCUUCAAGAACAGAAAACCCUUGGCGCAGAUGAUAUCAUGUUGGCAAAGGAUCCGGCCUCUGGUAUCUGUACUCUUCUGUAUGACAGUGCACCAAGUGGCAGGUUUGGCACCAUGACCUACCUCUCCAAGGCAGCUGCCACAUACGUGCAGGAGUUUCUGCCACACAGCCUCUGUGCUAUGCAGUGAAGGCAUCAGGUCCUGGUGUGUGGGGAUCCUUCCAGCAGCUGGUGUGUGCCUCAGCUGAUUGUGCAUGGAACUGAAAUGUUAAUGCCUAAUCCCCAAUGCCCCCUUUCCUACCCCAUACUCCCAAGAAGAGAGGAGUUUUCUGAUAAUCUCUCUGCUUUAGAACAGAACCCUUACCUGGACUCUGACCUGCAAUGUAUGUAGGUUCCACCGGGCUGUCAAUUACUGCCUGUACUGCCUGUGUUUUUAUUCUGUAGAUGUGCUACCAACUUAGUUUUAUAACCCCUGUUUGGGGAGAAGGUAUUAUUUAUAACUUAUUCCUAAAGCUUUUUUUUUGUAUAUGUGGUUUUGUUGUGUAAUAUGAGUAGUGUGGGUGAUUUGGGUCAUUACUUCAAGAGACUUGACUCUAAAUUGUUCAAGUUUAUGCUGCUGUAAAGUGCCUCAGAAAAAGAGAACACCAGAUAUAUCAUGGUUUCCUUCCUUACUCACAGGUUGCCUUACUCUGAGUGGUGAAAUAGUUUCUGUAUAGACUUAUUGUCUCUUCUGCUGUCCUUUUUUAUCUGCCCACAGUGCCCACUUUGGUGAAAUAUUUAAAAAAAUGCAAACUCAACAUAUAUAACUAAAAAUUUCUCUGUUAAUGCUUGAAAUCACAUUUUAUGAACAUUGCUGCUGCUGAGAGACAUAUGUAAGAACAUGUGGAAUAACCCAGAGAAAUGGAUCAAGGAGCCUAAUUCCAGAGAUGGAGGGAAAAAAGAUACAUGGGUAGUGUCUUAUAUUCAGGGAGCUAAGAGGUAUUAGAGGUGGGUUGGUUCCCUGAAGACAGCAUUGUACAAUGUAUCCUUGCCUCUGAUGAGGGGAGUUGCCCACAGUGCAGAGUGUCUGGGCCAAAGAGGAGUCCAGCAGCCCAGUCUGACUGCUCUACUAGCCCUCUUUUCCUGUGUUUUGGUCUCUGCCUCACUUAUAUACUCACUUUCCACCAUAUCCAUCCAACCCCUUGCCCUGUUGCAUUUAUUCUUAAACUCUUCCAAUUACAUUUUAACUUCCUAAUUCUGGUAUUCAUAUCCCUGAAUAUUUUAGUAUUUGUUCUGUGCCAAUUUGUUUCUUAUAAACACCUGUAUGGAUCUAAGUAGUGAAAUGAUAUAUAAGUAGUUUUGACAUGUCUGUAUACCUAUCCGUAUGAACAUUUGAAGGACUGAGUAACCAUGUAAGUAAGAAUGUUGCAAAACCAGGUCUGGUGAUGCAUCCUUAUAAUACCAACAGUAGGGAACUUAAGGCAGGAGGAUCAUGAAUUCAAGGGUAGCCUGGACUAUGUAGUGAGAACUAGGCAAGCCUCAGGUAUUAGACUGUGUCCCAAUAAUUUUUAAAAAGUAUGUGUAUUAGAGAGGGUUGUAACUGUCCUCAAACUCAAACACAAAGAAUGAUCAAACAAUCCUUCAGCCCUCUUCUCUGAUCCCAUGUAUAUGCAGCCAUGCUUAGCCAAGAGUUCUACCAAUUUUCCUUCCUCUGAUUUGUUGGUAAAGACAUGGUCAGGUUCCCUGUUUGUACUCAGAUCAUUUCCUACUGCCAUCCCCUUCUUUCCCUCAGAUUUUUAGAGGUUUUCUCCAAGAACACCAAUGGACUUGGUAGGGAUAAUGGACUCUAAACACUUCUCAUGAAACCAGUAACAGAAAGUCUUAUGUGUACAUUUAAUAAGUCCUUGCAGUAGGGUGACAGAAAACAAAUGGUGGAUGCAAAGAGAAGAUGGCUCCCUUUUUCAAUACAUCUCUCGUAGCUGGAAACACACAGUAAAUAGCUUUCUGAUUAUGAUUUUCUAGUCAUUUUAGAAGGGAAUGUAUAACCUGUUCUGAAACUGUGUGCCAUUUCUCUGCCUGUAAAUGUGCCCCAGACACAAGAAGCACAUCUGGAGCACCACAGGUGAAGGCAGCACUCCUUCCUGUACUUGUCUACCUGCACUGACACUGGUAUUGGCUGUCCUUGUGAUCCUUAGACAGCGGUGUUUAAUGUUCAGAGCCACUUCUCUUCAGAGUGAUGCAGAAAAGGCAUUCUGUACUUUUUAAAAAGCACUUAUGUUUUGAAAAUAAAGAACAAGAAUUUCCAAGUAAA
Messenger RNA from Jaculus jaculus (lesser Egyptian jerboa), 6162 nucleotides. It is a transcript of the gene Phka1, whose product is annotated as phosphorylase kinase regulatory subunit alpha 1. The transcript is spliced from 33 exons. NCBI's taxonomy places the organism in Eukaryota, Metazoa, Chordata, Mammalia, Rodentia, Dipodidae. The record is from RefSeq and is a predicted model, not a curated record. Gene Ontology annotation, molecular function: calmodulin binding. The coding region runs from base 340 to 4062 and encodes 1240 amino acids. Gene Ontology annotation, biological process: glycogen metabolic process. Gene Ontology annotation, cellular component: phosphorylase kinase complex.